Molecule: messenger RNA, 568 nt
Organism: Cloeon dipterum
Lineage: Eukaryota; Metazoa; Arthropoda; Insecta; Ephemeroptera; Baetidae
Product: chromosome transmission fidelity protein 8 homolog
Exons: 3
Coding region: 195-545 (116 amino acids)
Biological process (GO): mitotic sister chromatid cohesion
Cellular component (GO): Ctf18 RFC-like complex
Source: RefSeq, a predicted model, not a curated record
CAACUGUCUCUUACAACUCUCGCGGCAAAAAUCGUGACGUCCAAGACGGAUAAGAAGGAUUCAGCGGAAACAAAGGACUUUUCAGGUCCAGCAAGCAGUUUUUCAGUUUUGUUUAAUUUGAGGGAGGUAGGCGCAUUCUCUAAAAGAAUUAAUGGGAUUAAAUUAGAGAAUAGCCUGUCAUCUUUCAGUUCAGGAUGCAAAUAAUUAUCAAUCCCCAUAAAAAUCUUAAAAUUCCUAUCUGGUCAAUGAUAGAACUUCAAGGAGAUCUGCAAAGUAACGAAAAAGCAGCCCCUUUUCAUGGAAAGAUAAUUGGUGAUCUGCAUUACAAUUUAGAGGGCGAACCUAUGCUGAUUAUUGGCCAUCAUGUAUUGACUGGCAGAGUGGCAAAAUUGGAAAAACCACUUGCAAUUCUCAAGAAGAAGCAGAAAGAAGAUGAGUUUGAGGUCACCGAGUACGAGGUUCAAGGUAUGGUUGUGCAAAAACUUUUGUUCAGUGAAAGGCCCAGGCCUAUCGUCGCUAAUGCGGACGCAAUUUUUGUAAAAUAAACUCAAAUUUUUAUUCUGAAUAA